AUGAGUACAAAUCAAAAGCCGGAAAAUAAGGAAACGUUUAACCUGGAGCGUGCCGAAGAAGACGACGAAUUUGAAGAAUUUGAGAAGGAUGAUUGGAUGACCAGCUCUUCCAACCUUUCUUUGUCUAUUCAUUGGGAAGAUAACUGGGAUUCUGCAAACGUGAAUGACGACUUUUGUACACAGUUGCGUGCUGAGUUGGACAAAGCAAAGACUGCUUAAGUAAUCUUGUACCCUUGAAA
Blastocystis hominis is the source of this 239-nucleotide messenger RNA. RefSeq lists its product as hypothetical. Gene Ontology annotation, cellular component: proteasome regulatory particle, lid subcomplex; proteasome complex. The transcript is spliced from 2 exons. The record is from RefSeq and is a predicted model, not a curated record. NCBI's taxonomy places the organism in Eukaryota, Bigyra, Opalinata, Blastocystidae. Bases 1 to 219 code for a protein of 72 amino acids. Gene Ontology annotation, biological process: double-strand break repair via homologous recombination; mRNA export from nucleus; proteasome assembly.